AUGGCCCAAGUGCUUGGGCCCUGCACCCCAUGGGAGACCAGGAUAAGUACCUGGUUCCUCCCAUCGGAUCAGCGUGGUGUGCCGGCCGCAGCGCGCUGGCCGUGGCGGCCAUUGGAGGAUGAACCAACGGCAAAGGAAGACCUUUCUCUCUGUCUCUCUCACUGUCCACUCUGCCUGUCAAAAAAAUAAUAAUAAUAAAUAAAAAUAAAGGAGAGCUUGCGAGCCAUGAAAACAUCUGGGGGGCUGGCAGGAGAGAAGAAGCACUUUAAAAAUUUUUUUAAAGAUUAAUUGUAUUUUUAUUUACUUGAAAGGCAGAGUAACAGAGAGAAAGAGGGAGAGACAGAGAGAGAGGUCUUCCAUUUGCUGGUUAAUGCCCCAAAUAGCUGCAAUAGCUAGAACUGGGCCUGGCUGAAGCCAGGAGUUUCCUCUGAGUCUCCCACGUAGGUGCAGGGGCCCAAGCACUAGGGCCAUCUUCCACUGCUUUCCCAAGUGCAUUAGCAGGGUCGGGCAGCCAGGAUUCCAACAGGCACCCAUAUGGGGUGUUGGCAUCAACGGCGGCAGCUUUACUGGCUACAUCACAGCGCUGGCCCCAGGAAGAAGGACUUUAAACAGAAAAGUUGGCACAAAAGCCUUGAGGCUGGGACAGCUGUCAUGGCACAGCAGGUUAAGCCUCACCUGGGACACUCACAUCAUAUCCAGAAUGCCCAUUCUAGUCUGAGCUACUCCACUUCCAAUCCACUUCCAGGGUUACCUUCCAAGGUGACCCUAAACUUCGCUGGCCUCCACCAGCGUUGAGUCUGUGCCUUGACUUCAUAUGCUCAGAAGGUGUGGCUGGAAUAGGGCCUUCACUCUUAGGCUCUGUCCUAUGCUGUCUUAGCAAACCGUCCAACACGAGCGGCAAAACAGUGCACCUGCUUUUAAUUACAUCAGUUAUAUGAAAUCCAAGCUUGCAAAAUGGUUACCUCAGAGAAGAACGCCUAUUACAAGUGGAUUCUCAGUGACUUUCUCUGGAGCACUUCCCCCUCCUCUGCCACACCCAGGAACACACGUUUUACAAAACAAAACACAUUAAAAACUUUGUUAACCUAAGCAUUAGGCUCUAGGCAAGUGAUUUUUCUUUUUCUUGCUUUAAAAUUUUUUACCAUUCUGAUCACCGCUGCAUACACCAGAUAUGCUAAGAAGAACUUAGUCUAAAAUUUAGAGAAUUAUCGUUAAAAUUCAAUUUCGGCUAACCGAGUGUAACACGAAAAAACGCUUGCUUGCCAUAACCACUUACCAGUUCCCACAAUGCUUUGAGGCCGGAAGUGCAGUCUGCGGCUGCGCAGAAGCUCAGCAGGCCCAGGGUGCUUCGCGGCUUGAGAGUUCCUGGGCCAAGCCCGGGCUCUCGUUCCCGGGGUGGGCUUCUCGCUGCUCGUGGAAGGUUCUGGAAACUUGGGAGCAGUUGCGCUGCCUCCAAGGACCUGUGGAGCAGUAUUCUUCAUGGGGCCGGUACUGUGGCUAAGUGGGUUAAGCCACCACCACCUGUAGCGCCAGCGUCUGAUAUAGGCACUGGUUCAAGUCCUGGCUGCUCCAUUUCCAAUCCAGUUUCCUGCUAAUGUGCCUGGGAAAGCAGUGGAAGAUGGCCCAAGUCCUUGGCCUCCUGCACCAAUGAAGGCGACCCAGAAGAAGCUCCCGUAUCCUGGCUUUGGACUGGCCCAGCUCCAGCGAUUGCGACCAUUUGGAGAGUGAACCAGAGGAUGGAAGAUCUCUCUCCCUGCCUCUGCUUCUCCCGCUAUGUAACUCCACCUUUCAAAUUGUACACCUUUUAGAAGCUGAGUUGAUCAAAAGACAAACAGAUGGCUGAAAGUGGUGGAAAAGAAAAGAUAAAAUGGACAACCACUGUUAUUAUAAGCUCAUCUCUUAAGGGCCGUGAAAUUGCAACUGCCCUAGAAAAUCGGAGCCACAAGAUUCGGUAUUCAGAUUCAGUGGAGAAUGGAUCAAUUAUAUUUUCCCUUUCUGGAGUUGCAUUUUUAUUGAUGGAUGCUAAAGAGUGUAUUAUGUCACCUGAAGAAUUGUAUCUAGCAAAAAUUGAGAAGUUUAUUAAUAUUCACCAAAAUAGUUUUUUAGUUCUGUCUGCAGCACUCCAUGGGCCUGAAGAAUGGAAACUGAUAUUCAGGAUUCAGCAGAGAUUCUUGGGUAGUAACUUACGGAUACUUCCAGUACACAACACAGUAAAUGCAAUUAAUCUAAUGAGCACCAUAGCUAAGACUGCUUCCAAACCAUGCAUCAGUAACAUCUGCUACAGAAUGAUAACAGCUAAAGCUUACAUCAUUGAGCAAAGUCCUGUCUGGAAAACACUUCAGAAGAUAAAACUAAAUGAUGAUCCGAUUGUUCCAAAUUAGAGUAUCAAUUGUAAGUGUUCUUUUGGAAGAUUGUUAAAAUAAUUAGACCUGCUAAAAACUAUAAUGUUCAAAUACGUAUUUACUUUAAAAAUGCUUAAUUUGAAAUAACCUGUAUACAAUUAAAAGUGA
Molecule: messenger RNA, 2510 nt
Organism: Oryctolagus cuniculus (rabbit)
Lineage: Eukaryota; Metazoa; Chordata; Mammalia; Lagomorpha; Leporidae
Source: RefSeq, a predicted model, not a curated record